This is a messenger RNA of Limulus polyphemus (Atlantic horseshoe crab), 640 nucleotides long. Its product is annotated as sex-determining region Y protein-like. The transcript has a single exon. The record is from RefSeq and is a predicted model, not a curated record. Lineage: Eukaryota; Metazoa; Arthropoda; Merostomata; Xiphosura; Limulidae. The annotation marks the transcript as partial.
GCAGUAUGAGGAGCAUGAAUUAUCCCCAGGGCAGUAUGAGGAGCAUGAAUUAUCCCCAGGGCAGUAUGAGGAGCAUGAAUUAUCCCCAGGGCAGUACAAGGAGCACGAAUUAUCCCCAGGGCAGUACAAGGAGCACGAAUUAUCUCCAGGGCAGUAUGAGGAGCAUGAAUUAUCCCCAGGGCAGUACAAGGAGCAUGAAUUAUCUCCAGGGCAGUACAAGGAGCAUGACUUAUCCCCAGGGCAGUACAAGAAGCAUGAAUUAUCUCCAGGGCAGUAUGAGGAGCAUGAAUUUUCCCCAGAGCAGUAUGAGGAGCAUGAAUUAUCCCCAGGGCAGUACAAGGAGCAUGAAUUAUCCCCAGGGCAGUACGAGGAGCAUGAAUUAUCCCCAGGGAAGUACAAGGAGCAUGAAUUAUCCCCAGGGAAGUACAAGGAGCAUGAAUUAUCCCCAGAAGAUGAAGAGGAAAUACCAAUUUCGUUGCAAAGUCUGCUACAUUGUUACCAAAGCUUGUUACAUUGUUGUACCAUUGAGCAUGUGAGAGAGAGCCAUGAAUUCCAUAUGCCUGGUAUAUUCUGGCCUUCAUUUGCUGUCAAAAUAUUAACACAGCUAGGUUACACCUCUUGCAGGAAAUUGUGUGUUUAA